AAUGUGGAGCUGCUCUCUUAUUUUUGGAGGUUCCAAAAGGAUCUUUGUUUCUUUUCAUGUGCCGCCUUCAUCCAAUAGCAAACAAGAGGCUGCCUGCAAGUGGUCGAAUCUCAAUGAGGUGUCAAUCAUGUCUCCUGGUGGGUGAAGUAGGGGGUUGUAACCGCCUCUCUUUUGGGCAGGAGACGGCGGGGGAACGGUUUUGAUCACAGAAACGCGAGGUCUGUCUUGCAGGAUGAACUAAAUCGUGUUUGCAAUUGUUUUGGAUAUUUUGUUUUAUUUACAUGGAUUUCUGAAAUGCUGGAUUGGUAAUAAGUCCAAUGGUUUCGUAACCGUAAACCGAUGCGGAGAAAUGGGUAAACUUCAUUCUAAGCAUGCUGCCGUAUGUAAACCCAGAGAAAGUCCUGAAGGUGAUAGUUUUGUAGUCAGUGCCUGCUUGGCUCGGAAAGGGAUUGAAGACUGGAUUGUCAAGCAGAAAUGCUCCAGUGGCAGCAACAACAGCACGGGAGGAUUGCAGCAGCAGGGCUUUCGGAGCAAGACUCUAGCGUGCAGGCUCACAACUGCGGAUUUGUGUGGUGAAGACUGUGAAGAAACAAUGGGUGAAGAACACUAUGCAUUAGAAGUUGCUUUACCUCCAGAGAAAACUGAUGGCCUCUGUAUCACGGAUGAAAAGAAACCAGCGAAAGAAACUGGGCACCGCAGCAUUGCCAAGAAGCAACUGAAGUUCGAAGAAUUAGAAUGCGAUGUAUCUUUAGAAGAAGAUAACCGACAGGAGUGGACCUUCACACUGUACGACUUUGACAACAGUGGAAAAGUCACUCGGGAGGAUAUAACCAGCCUUCUUCAUACGAUCUAUGAGGUAGUCGACGCAUCAGUAAACCAUUCACCCACAUCCAGUAAAACUUUGCGGGUUAAGUUAACUGUAGCACCUGAUUCAACUCAUAAGAAAAAGAGUGCUUCUUCAGUCAACCAAACAGACACCCCAAAUUCAAAAAGCAGAACUGAUGGCAAAUGUUGUGAAGAAACGAAGAUUUCAGAAAAGAAGCUUCAAGCACACCUUAGACGCCAGCACAGUGACAAUGAUCCUCAGCAGAACGCAUGUCAUCAUCAUUGUGUUGACGAAAACAUUGAAAGAAGGAACCACUAUCUGGAUCUUGCAGGGAUAGAGAACUAUACAUCAAAAUUUGGACCAGGCUCCCCUCCAGCAGUUUUGAAACAUGAACAGCCAACACGAACAACCAAUCAGACUAGGUCUCGUUCUCAUGAGCCUGACACAGGGCCUGCACAUCGCAGGAGGUCGCAGACUGUGGACCCAGGCCACAUGCAUCUUAUCGAUAGUUCUUAUAGGAAGAAUGUGGAACUUCAACAGAGACUGCAUAGCCAAGAAUCUCACAAGCACAUGAUUCGGUCUCCUAAGAUAUACAGUAAAAAUUUUAUGGCUGCCAGUCAAGCAGGAAAGGCUGCACGUGGUAAGCCAGUGCAAGGUAUUCCUGUUCCAGUGACUUCCCCUCCUGUUGUUCUGGGACAGAAUGUUUCAUACCUUCCAAUGCAUUCUCAAGCAGCAUACAAAAAACAUAAACCGAGGUCUAAGGAAACCCACCAAGCUUACAAGGCCUUCCAUUCUCCAGUUACAGUAGUUGAGAAGGAACACGUUCAGGAGAUGCCUGCAAUUAUGAUGUAUGAAGGCCAGCUUGGUCAUAUUGUUCAGAGACAUGAGCAUCACCACCACCACGAACACCAUCACCACUACCACCAUUUUUACCAGACAUGAAGCCACGUGAAGAAGAAUGCUACUAGAGUGAAUAGCGCAGAACACUAACAGUACAACUCGUAAAUGAAGGAAAUUUUUUGACUCCCCACUCCUCUUACUGUGGUGUCAGUGUAACACAAUAUUGAUACUGCUGUUACUCUACUAAUAUUUGUGUGUAUUUUAAGAUAAAGACUGAGAUGUCAUACUGUAUACUAUUUAUUGAUUUUUUUAAAAUGGUGACUGUGCAUUACUGACUUAUUACAGUGGGGAUUUCUGUAAAAGAACUGGUUUGUACAUUUCUGGACAGCCAUGGCAUGAGUUAUAUUUCAUGGAGGUCAUCAAAGCACUUCCCACACAAGUACUUGUUGCAUUUCACAGAAAUGUAUUGAAGACCAAUCUAAAUGGUUGUGCUGCAGAUGAAAUGAAUCCCAAGGCAGGGGUGUAAGUAACCCUAUUUCAGAAUUGCAGAACAUACAAACAGCUGCUACCUCUAGUAUUAUUCAGAUGUUAUUUUCUUUAACUGAUUGUAUUGUACUACAAGGAGUUUUAAUACUGUAUUCUGUAUUCAUGUAGCUUUUGUGUUGUAUUGCAUAUUCUUUACUGCUAUGUAUGGCAUGAUACAGUAGAGGCAGGACAUGUAUUUGCCAACAAAACUAGAUUUUGAAGUUUUCUUUUACAUUCAGAAACUAAAAAGGCGAGAUUGUGAAGUCUUUUUCUGCUUUGAGAAACUACUAAAAACUGCUUGUCAUGGUAUUCUGGGGUCAAAAUAUACUUAAUGAUAGCAGAGAGGGAAAGGGAAGGAGCAGAAGAAAUUAUGUUGCGUCUCAGAAGUCAUCAGUAUGUUGUGCUCUGGGAAGUCAAGGUCACUCACUGUCUUUUUUGUUCUUUAUUAAGAAAGGUGACAUUUCUAGGUAUUUUAAAGCAAGUUUGUCUUCAUUCUCAGGUACAUUUUUUUUGCAUUUGUUGAACUGUGGUUUUAAGUUUUUUUUAACAUACUUUUAUGUUCUGGACUUGCAGGUUAACUGCUUGAGUUAACAGUGAGUGUAUAGAUGCCAUAUUUUAAAUUGACAAUUAGGCUUUUUUUUUUAAAGAAUCUGCCUACAAGUUACUAAAUACCCAUGCUCAUACCCCCAGUACAACAGUAGAAUGAGGAAUGCUUUCCUGUCAGACUUCCCACUCUUUUGGGGGCUUUUCUGCUCAUUGGAAACUCAAAGGUCUGUUCUGUCCAUAAGGCAGACAUUUAUCACCUGAAGUCACACUACUUAAUCGUUCAAAACAGCCUGAUCGUGUUCUACAGCAAAUUUUAUUAGGCUGUUUUAAUAGUUUAUGUAUUAUUGGCCUUUCAAGUCUGUAUCUUUAACAUGUAAAAUCUAUUAUUUCACUUUAGUUACCACUGAUUGUUUUUAUUCAGAGAUUGUGUACCUUAUUUUUAUUUGUAAAUAAGAAAAGGACUGCAAAAGACAUAACUAGUAGAGUAAUUGUAUUUAUAUUAUAUAGUGCUAAUGAGUAUAACAUAUGCCUUGUUUGUCUUGCUUUUAAUACAGCAUGCAUGUACAUUCCAUCCUACUAGGAGUGUGAUGGUAUUAACAUACAGACUGAUGCCUCAGUUAUCUUUCUUUGAAGAAUUAUAUAUAUUUUUUAUUUUUUUAUUUUUUGUAUCUGUGUUGAGGAGUGCAACAUAUUUCCAAAAGAUAGUACUUUCAAGUAAAAUAGUUAAUAUACACACAUGCACACGCACACACAGAAAUAUAUUUACAUAUUGUAUGGAUGUUUCGGUAUGUGUGUUGCAUCUUGUCAGGGCAGUAAAGAAUAUGUGACUGACCAAGAAUGUUUCACAGUCUUUAAUUAGAAAUAACGCAGCUAAAAAUUAUAACAGACUGGGCAGCAAUGUCAGUUUGUCUACAGACAUGUUGCCAUUGCAUAUCUGAACUCGUUUCAGACCUGUGUAUCCUGAGAUGUAACCAAGAACAGUUAGCUUGGACUAUAAGUUUAAGUCGCACGACUGCUACAUUGUUUCUAUGAAGAAAGGUCGCAGCUGCUACAGACUGGCGUCACUGCAGAAUGGUUGUUCGGAGAACAAGUUAAGACUGGCCCAAAGAUUCAUAUCUGCUAGUAAAAUCCGUGCUUUUUUAUGAUUUAUAUUUAUUUUGAAUUGUUUAGGACAUCAAAUUCUUUGCUGCUUGAAAUGUGACCAUCCUAAAUGAAAAGAUAAAAGUAUCAGGCACCCUCCUUCAAAUACAUUAUACCAGCAGAGAGGCACCCUCCAUCAAAUACAUUAUACCAGCAGUAUGGAGACACCUGCAGUAUUUGUAUGUUGUAUUUAAUUGAUAGUGUGAAUAACUGCUUAUGUAGCUACAUCUUUAAAUUUCACUUUAAAGGACAGUAAAUGCAGUAUCUUUUUUAAAAAAGAAAUGCUUUCAGUAUUUUGUAUAGUAUAUAUAGAUGGUUUUGAUUAAAUGCUUUAUUUAUUUAAUAGCAAACCUGUGCCAAGAAAAAAAAACUUGUUCAUUAAAAAUUUUCCUAGUUCAUAAUA
Messenger RNA from Protopterus annectens (West African lungfish), 4280 nucleotides. RefSeq names its product NKD inhibitor of WNT signaling pathway 1 (gene NKD1). The transcript has 10 exons. Lineage: Eukaryota; Metazoa; Chordata; Ceratodontiformes; Protopteridae. Bases 350 to 1768 code for a protein of 472 amino acids. Gene Ontology annotation, molecular function: calcium ion binding. Gene Ontology annotation, cellular component: cytoplasm. The record is from RefSeq and is a predicted model, not a curated record. Gene Ontology annotation, biological process: negative regulation of Wnt signaling pathway.